Fusarium coffeatum is the source of this 1581-nucleotide messenger RNA. RefSeq lists its product as uncharacterized. The coding region runs from base 1 to 1581 and encodes 526 amino acids. Gene Ontology annotation, molecular function: heme binding; oxidoreductase activity, acting on paired donors, with incorporation or reduction of molecular oxygen; iron ion binding. The record is from RefSeq and is a predicted model, not a curated record. Lineage: Eukaryota; Fungi; Ascomycota; Sordariomycetes; Hypocreales; Nectriaceae. The transcript has 2 exons.
AUGGCCCAAUCACCUCUACCGCACCUCCUCGCACUCAGUACAGCCUACGCAUGCAUAUUGUCCCAUAAUUGGGAUUGCCAUCUACUGCCAGUUUUCAUUGGCUCCUGGGCUUUUGCAUUGGCUACCCACAUCUUUAUCUGGGUCAGUUGGAUCUACCCAUACCAUGUGUCGGAGCUUCGGCACGUCCCUACCGUCCCAGGAUUCCCCUUGUGGGGUCAAUAUUUCGACAUUAUAAGCCAAGAAUGUGGCGUGCCGCAGCGGGAGUGGCAUCAAAGAUAUGGCCCGAUCGUUCGAUAUUUCUUUCCUUUUGGUUCCGAGAGAUUGUCGGUAGCCGAACAAAGUGCGCUGAGCCGCAUCACUGGCGACCGAUCAAAUCAAUACCUCAAGCCCUGGCGAGCGCGGGUGUGGAUCAGUCGCAUUUUCGGAAACGGCUUACUCAUGGCCGAGGGAGACGAGCACAGACAUCAGCGGAGGAUCCUCCUCCCUGCGUUCUCGAGUCAAUCCAUUAAGGCUUGUGCUCCUAUAGUCUGGGAAAAAGCUUUGAUUCUUACCGAUCGCUGGCACGAUCUCACACAAAACGCGGGAUGUGACCCUAUGACGCUCGAAGUGUCAGAGUGGCUGAGUCGCGCUACGUUGGACGCUAUUGGCGAAACAUGCUUUGGACAGGAUAUCAACUCUCUCCGACAACCGAAAAGCACUAUAGUGGCUUCCUACAAGCUUCUGCUUUUUCCCACUCCUUUAUGUCGGGUGUUCCAAGGCUUGCGUACCUUCUUUCCGAUAUCCAGAUACAUACCAAUCCAACCGAACCGCGACAUGGACCGUGCGGAAGAGGAUAUCGCUAAUCUAGCAUCUAGAAUGCUUCGACAAAAGGAGUUUGAGACAAGAGAGAAGGGUAAUAGCUACAGGGGUCGGCAAGAUCUCAUUAGCCUGAUGAUGAGCCAGGACCAAUCCUUCAGAGUCAUGGGUGGGGCGAGCGUAUCUUUUCAGGACAAACGUGAUCAGGUGAUGACGUUCCUAGGCGCUGGCCAUGAUGCGACGGCUGUGACUCUUGCAUGGAGUCUUCAUCUGCUCGCCAAACAUAGCACCGUCCAGCGAAAGCUACGGCAGGAGAUUAAAGCUCACCUUCCACUCCUAUUUGGUGAACGAGCUACAUGCAGUAUGGCUGCACUCGCUGCCGCCGAUUUAGACAGACUGCCCUACCUCAACAAUGUCUGCCGCGAAAUUUUGCGUUACAUCCCAGCAGUUCCGUCGAUCUCUCGUGAGAGUCAACUCGACGAUGUCUUAGCAGGCUAUCAUGUACCGGCAGGCACGACCGUGCACAUAUCACCAAACACAAUAAAUCAUCUCCCCUUGUACUGGGGGGAAAAGCCCAGCGAGUUUGACCCUGACAGGUGGGACAACCUACCCGACUGCUGGACACCCGGCGCCUUCAUGACAUUUUCUCGUGGACUGAGAGCCUGUAUUGGCCGCCGACUGCUCGAAAUGCUAAUGAAGGUGUUUUUAUGCGCUUUGGUCGAAGGUGUGCAGGACGACGCUACAGCCCAAAGACGGAAUCACAUUGACCGUGUCAAUUACAUCUGA